AUGGCGCGUCAUUGGAGAGGGACGACGAUGAUGGCGGCGGUCGGUGCACCAGAAGUGAUCACACAGCUGGAAAGCGCUGCCAAAGUUUUAAUGGCACCGCCGUCCAUGGUCAGCACAGAACAGAGGCAGCAUGCUGAACACAUAUUCCUCUCCUUCAGGAAAUCCAAAUCCCCUUUUGCCAUCUGCAAGCACAUCUUAGAGACCAGUAAGGUGGACUAUGUGCUGUUUCAGGCAGCCACAGCCAUCAUGGAGGCAGUGGUGCGGGAAUGGAUCCUGCUGGAAAAGACCAGCAUCGAGUCGCUUCGGGCAUUCCUCCUCACCUACGUUUUACAGAGACCCAAUCUCCAGAAGUAUGUCCGAGAGCAGAUCCUGCUGGCUGUGGCGGUCAUCGUGAAGAGGGGCUCUCUAGACAAAAGCAUCAACUGCAAAAGCAUCUUUCACGAGGUCGGACAGCUCAUCAGCAGCGGGAACCCCACAGUGCAAACACUGGCCUGCUCCAUCCUGACCGCUCUGCUCAGUGAGUUCUCCAGCUCCAGUAAGACCAGCAGCAUCGGCCUCAGCAUGGAGUUUCACGGCAGCUGCAAGCGUCUGUUCCAGGAAGAGGGCCUGCGUCAGAUCUUUAUGUUGACCAUGGAGGUACUGCAGGAGUUCAGCCGCCGAGAAAACCUAAACGCCCAGAUGUCGUCUGUCUUCCAGCGCUACCUGGCUCUGGCCAACCAGGUCCUCAGCUGGAACUUCCUGCCACCCAAUCUGGGGCGACACUACAUCGCCAUGUUCGAGGCCACGCAGAACGUCACGCUCAAGCCUACGGAGACCUGGAGGGAAGCGCUGCUGGACACCCGCGUCAUGGACCUCUUCUUCACAGUACAUAGGAAGAUUCGUGAGGACUCAGACAUGGCCCAGGACUCUUUGCAGUGCCUGGCCCAACUGGCCUCCAUGCACGGACCUGUCUUCCCUGAUGAGAGCGCCCAGAUCUCCUACCUGGCCCACUUAGUGGAGGGCCUGCUCAGCAUGAUCAACGGGAUUGAAAUCGAGGACUCUGAGGCGAUGGGCAUCUCCAAUAUCAUCUCCAAUCUGAUCACCAUGUUUCCCCGGAGUAUUUUAACAGCACUGCCCAGCGACCUCUUCACCUCCUUCAUCAACUGCCUCACGCUGCUUACCUGCUCGUUUGGACGCAGUGCAGCCCUAGAGGAGGUGCUGGAUAAAGACGAUAUGGUUUACAUGGAGGCCUACGACAAGCUGCUGGAGUCGUGGCUGACGCUCGUCCAGGACGAGGAGCAUUUUCCGCGCGGCUGCUUCGUCCAGCCGGCAGUCCAGGUCUUCAACUCAUACAUCCAGUGUCACUUGGCUGCUCCUGACGGCACCCGGAACCUGUCAGUGAACGGCAUAUCGUCUCACGAAGAGGAAGAGAUCAACGAGCUGCAGGAAGACGAUAGAGAGCUGUUCUCUGAUCAGCUGUCCAGUAUUGGCAUGCUGGGGCGUGUGGCCGCUGACCACUGUAUCCCCCUGCUCACAAGCCUUCUGGAGGACCGGGUGACACGGCUGCACGGUCAACUCCAGAGGACGCACCAUCACCUCAUGGCUUCAUCUGACCCUGGAUCAGUGGACCGCAAAGUCCUGGAUGACCUCUAUGAGGACAUCCACUGGCUCAUACUGGUCUCAGGGUAUUUACUAGCAGACGAUCCUCAGGGCGAAACCCCAUUGAUCCCCUCAGAAGUAAUGGAGUUUUCCAUCAAACACUCGACAGAAGUGGACAUCAACACAACGCUGCAGAUCCUAGGAUCACCAGGGGAGAAGGCCUCAUCCAUACCGGGCUGCAACCGCACAGACUCAGUCAUCAGGUUGCUGUCAGCGGUGUUGCGGACAUCAGAGGUUGAGUCCAGGGCAACGAGAGCGAGUCUGACAGGGCUUCUGAGCCCACAGAUGGGGAAGGACAUCAUGUGGUUCCUCAGACGAUGGGCCAAGACGUACCUGCUGAUGGACGAGAAGCUCUACGAGCAGAUCAGCAUCCCCCUGAGCACAGCGUUUGGUGCAGACACUGAGGGAGCCCAGUGGAUUGUGGGAUAUCUUCUGGAGAAGGUGAUCAACAACCUGUCAGUGUGGAGCUCAGAGGCUGAGCUGGCCAACGACACCGUGGAGCUGCUGGUGACGCUGGUAGAGAAGAGGGAGAGGGCCAACAUCGUGGUAAAGUGUGAGAGCUGGUGGAGCCUGGCGAAGCAGUUUGCCAGCCGCAGCCCACCCCUCCACCUGCUGUCCAGCUCCGUGCAGAGGUCUCUGAUGAAAGCUUUGGUCCUGGGAGGCUUCGCACACAUGGACUCUGAUGCCAAACAGCAAUAUUGGGCUGAGGUGCUUCACCCUCUCCAGCAGCGUUUCCUCAACCUCAUCAACCAGGAGAACUUUGCCCAGAUCAGCCAGGAGGAAGCUGUCAAACAGGAAAUCGUCGCCACGUUAGAGGCGCUGUGUGGCAUCGCGGAGGCGACGCAGAUCGACAACGUGGCCUCGCUCUUCUCUUUUCUCAUGGACUUCUUGUCCAACUGCAUCGGCCUCAUGGAGGUCUACAGCAACACGCCCGAGACAAUCAACCUCAUUAUUGAGGUUUUUGUGGAAGUUGCUCACAAGCAGAUCUGCUACCUGGGAGAGACUAAGUCCAUGAAGCUGUAUGAGGCAUGUCUGACGCUGCUGCAGGUCUACUCUAAAAACAACCAGAGCAGGAAGCGAAACGACGCCACGUCUGAGGAGGACCAGUACCAGGACCUGCUGCUAAUCAUGGAGCUGCUCACAAACCUGCUCUCCAAAGAAUUCAUCGACUUCAGCGACACCGAUGAGGUGUUUCGAAACCAAGACCAGGGAACUACGGCGUCCAGUCGGACAGUAUCCGCAGCAGAUGUGGUUCUCUAUGGUGUCAACAUUGUUCUUCCACUCAUGUCUCAGGACUUGCUCAAGUUCCCCUCUCUGUGUAACCAGUAUUACAAGCUCAUCACCUUCAUCUGUGAGAUCUUUCCAGAAAAGAUCCCACAGCUACCUGAGGACCUCUUCAAAAGCCUCAUGUUCUCCCUGGAGCUGGGAAUGACCUCGAUGAGUUCAGAGAUCAGCCAGCUGUGUUUGGAGGCUUUGUCUCCUCUGGCUGAGCAGUGUGCUAAAAACCAGGAGAAGGACACGCCUCUCUUCAUCGCCACCCGUCACUUCCUCAAGUUGGUGUUUGACAUGCUGGUCCUGCAAAAACACAACACAGAGAUGACGGUGGCAGCAGGAGAAGCCCUCUACACACUCGUGUGCCUGCACCAGGCGGAGUACUCGGAGCUGGUGGAGACUCUGCUCUCCUCACAGAGAGACGCCGUCAUCUACCAGCGGCUGGCAGACGCCUUCAACAAGCUGACGGCCAGCAGCACGCCGCCUACCAUGGACCGCAAGCAGAAAGUCGCCUUCCUCAAGAGCCUGGAGGAGUUCGUGGCCAACGUGGGCGGCCUGCUCUGUGUGAAAUAACCACUGGAAACCCCCUUCGCCUCAAAUCAUCGUUUUGAAAAGUAACCAAUCAAAGACCCCCUCUGCUUCAUCCCUAAGAACUAUGGGUAGAGGCGACAGCUGGAAGCCUCUGAGGACUUCUCUGUCUCUCUACCUGCUGGGGAAUCCAUCUCAUGCCUGAAUGUUUACCCUGUUCUCACCUCCUCGGAUUUCUUUUUUGUUUUGUUUUGGUUUUCCUCCCCUUCAGCAUGAUUGACAGACUUGAUGAUGGUGAUGAUGUGGUAACCACGUACACUGAAAUGCAGAGCAGACGGACUCAGCCAGAGGAUCCUGCCCUGCUGACUAAAAAUGACGGAGCACUGACCACCAUGAUGACAAGAGGUGGAACAGCAGCUUAUGUUGUUGACGCCGGUGUCCUCCCCCUCCAACACCUCAUGUACCUGGAGGCCGCGCGUGCGCGCGCACACACACACACACACACACACACACACACACACACACAGUGACACUGAGAGUAAAACAAGUUGCUGUUUUUGGAGAUGUUUUUUCCAGUGUGAGGUUUUGUAGUUGAAGGUAUCAGAGGGGCCAUUUUGUGUCAAGAAUGUAAUGGCAACCAAACCCCAUGCACACAAAUGCACACAAACACACACACAAACUUCUUUCUUUAAGUUUCCUUUCAGACACACAAGCACACAAGCCGCCCCAAUCCUUCCCAGAGUGCCUUUGUUUUGUUGAGGGUUUUCUCUGUGUGUGUGUGUGUGUCUGUGUGUAAAAAUCAUGUCAUACAUCAACUGACAACAAAUAACGACUGUGCCUGCCGUUCGCCAAGAAUCCAGCGAAUGAACACACACACACAGAAAAACAUGGACACACACACACACACACACACACACACAGAAUGUUGCCGUGACAGCAAAGGUUGUCUUUGGGGUUUGCCUCACAACACAGGAGGGAUGUUUGUUUGGCGAUGACAGAAAAGCAAAAUCGGAUUGUGUUUCUCAGAAAUAAAAAAACAUAUAUAAAAUGUAUGUGUUUUCAAUUCAGAAACCGUGAGAGUUGUAUGUCAAAGAAAAAAAAAAACAUGACUGAAAUGUUUUUAUAAGCCUGCAGACAGCAGGAAGAGUUAGGAGUUCAACAUUGUAUGAAUUCAGCUAAAGAGGGAGCACCUUUCUGUGACCUUUUUUUUUUUUCUUCUCUUUUCUUUGCGGCUUCUCUAUUUGGAUUGUAGUAUUAUGGUGCAGCCCCACCACCUCCAGACAGAUCAGGGGCCCCCACCUCGAGUAGGAUUCGGCUAUUAAAGUUCAGCAGAUUCAUUUCAGUAGUAUUUUUCUACAGCAGCACGUCCACCGUAUCACUCUUCAUCACACACUGGAUUCACACAGAGACUGUUUGAGUUGAAGGACAGCAAUAACAAACCAAAUAAAAAGGAACAGAGCCACUUGUUGAAGCAUUAUGUUGGAGACAGAAUCCUCCUCGUUCAGAGCACUAUCCUGGUUAUUGUAGAAUGGCUGUUUUGUUAAUGAAGUGUAAAAGUGUACAUAAAGUUAUUAUAUAAAACGUUCUGGCCAAUGAA
This is a messenger RNA of Micropterus salmoides (largemouth bass), 5035 nucleotides long. RefSeq names its product exportin 4 (gene xpo4). The record is from RefSeq and is a predicted model, not a curated record. The coding region runs from base 1 to 3483 and encodes 1160 amino acids. Gene Ontology annotation, molecular function: nuclear export signal receptor activity. Lineage: Eukaryota; Metazoa; Chordata; Actinopteri; Centrarchiformes; Centrarchidae. Gene Ontology annotation, biological process: protein export from nucleus. Gene Ontology annotation, cellular component: cytoplasm; nuclear pore. The transcript has 24 exons.